This is a messenger RNA of Lycium barbarum (goji berry), 963 nucleotides long. RefSeq lists its product as uncharacterized. The coding region runs from base 1 to 963 and encodes 320 amino acids. The transcript has a single exon. NCBI's taxonomy places the organism in Eukaryota, Viridiplantae, Streptophyta, Magnoliopsida, Solanales, Solanaceae. The record is from RefSeq and is a predicted model, not a curated record.
AUGGCUAGGAAGGGUAAAGCGACGGCAGCACAGAAGGGCAAGGCGGUUGCAGAUGAGGCAGCCAGCCAAGCCCCCAGACUUACCAGGGCUCGGACUUACACUGGAAUACAUAUUCGGUCCCAGAGUUCUCCUACUUCCCUAUCUACGGAAGGGCCCAGGGGGGCAUCUGAUCCAGCCCCAGCCCCAGCACCAAUACCGGUACCUCCAGUUCAUCAGCCGGAUGAGCAGAAUCAGGAGAUAAGAGAGAUGAAGGAUGCCAUACAAUUGCUAACUCAGAUACUUGCUGCCCAAGCUGGGCGACAGGAUAGGGGCCAUGAGUAUUCGAAUAGGGCCGCUAGUGCCAGGGCCCGAGACUUCCUUGCCCUAAACCCCCCAGAAUUCAAGGGCACGGACCCCAAUGCCGUCCCUCAGGAGUUCAUAGAUGGCAUGCAGCGUACUCUGGAUAUAAUGAGGGCAUCAGCUACAGAGUCUGUUCAGCUAGCUUCCUACAGGUUACAGAGCAUAGCAAUUAAUUGGUUUCAGUCAUGGAAGCUAUCGAGAGGCAGGGACACCCCUCCGCCGACUUGGCAGGAAUUCUCGGAUGCCUUCUUGCGUCAUCACAUGCCAACUGAGUUAAGGCGGGCAAGACUUGACAGAUUCCUUAACCUACGACAGGGUAACAUGUCCAUUAGAGAGUACAGUGUGGAGUUUGAUUCUCUAGCUAGAUAUGCCCCUGCUAUUGUGCAAAACAUGGAAGAUAGAAUUCACCGGUAUGUGAUGGGCUUAGAACCGGAGUGGCAGGAGGCUUGUAUGGCCGUGGAAAUGCAUCCGGGCAUGGAUAUAGCUCGUGUUCAGGCCUAUGCUCAGGGGUCAGAAGAUCGAAAGCGUCAGCGAGAGGCCACCUCAGAGCGGAGCGGUGGCCAGCCCAAGAGGGCCAGGGCAGAGCAUCAGAGUACAGGCCCCACCAGAGGCAGCAGACCCUAG